AAUUCUUGCGUGCUGGUGAUAAAGGGGGGUUCGCCAAGUACCUACGUGUAACGUUCUCGAAAAUAGCUACUGUAGUAAGUAUAAGGCGGGAUUGUAUAUAUGAUCAAAGCACCAUCACGAAUAAUGACUACGACGAAGGACCAACUUCCUGACUAGGAUGGAAGGGCUUUCGAUUUUAUCCAACACCUACGUAUUCAUCACCAAAAUGGACUCCUCAACGGACUCCGAAAACCGCUACGUGAUGUGCAAGUGCGGGCACCGCCGCGCCUGCCACGGCGUCCACGGCACCGGCUACGGCACCCACCCCUUCGACCCGGGCUACCUCAUCGACCGCGAGAUGGGCAUCGCGUACGACCUCGUGCAGGACCAGGUGCACAGUUUCCGGAACGGCAGGGUCGGAAGACUGCUUAGUACGACGGGGGAGAUUGAGGGCAACCGAAAUCGAAACGGUGGUCAUGGACACGGCCACGAUCACGGCGAUGUCGGGCUAGGAAUUAUCGACGAGCCGGGCCGUGGACAUUCCCAUCGAGAUGGUCACGGGCGCAGACGAAGGAGGAGGAGCGAGGAGCGGACGAGUCGAGGCCACCACCACCAUAGCCAUCACUCGCAUCAUGAUCCCGGCGAAAUCAGCAUCGUCAUCCACGAUGCUCCUCCUCACAAUCAACAUAUACCCUAUCAUCACCACCCGCACCAUCCUCACCCCCACCACCACCACCACCACCACCGCCCCACCAUCGCCGCCGACCAACCAAUCCUAGACGAAAACAUCUACCCCCUAUGCCACGACCACAUGCGCCGCCACUUCGGCGACGACUUCGCGCAGCACUCGGCCCCCGCGUACAACGCGGCGUACAUGGCGGCGCUGGGGCGCGUGCGGCUGCGGCGCGAGAUGGGGCUGCCGCUUGGGGAGGGCGGGGGGGAGAGUAGUGGGGUGUUGGUGCAUAAUGUGGAGGAGGAGGAGGAGGAGGAGGAGGAGGAGUAG
Hypoxylon fragiforme is the source of this 982-nucleotide messenger RNA. RefSeq lists its product as uncharacterized. The transcript is spliced from 2 exons. Bases 158 to 982 code for a protein of 274 amino acids. The record is from RefSeq and is a predicted model, not a curated record. NCBI's taxonomy places the organism in Eukaryota, Fungi, Ascomycota, Sordariomycetes, Xylariales, Hypoxylaceae.